Protobothrops mucrosquamatus (brown spotted pit viper) is the source of this 1464-nucleotide messenger RNA. Its product is annotated as cadherin-8-like. NCBI's taxonomy places the organism in Eukaryota, Metazoa, Chordata, Lepidosauria, Squamata, Viperidae. The transcript is spliced from 6 exons. The annotation marks the transcript as partial. Gene Ontology annotation, molecular function: calcium ion binding; cadherin binding. Gene Ontology annotation, biological process: cell-cell junction assembly; calcium-dependent cell-cell adhesion; adherens junction organization. Gene Ontology annotation, cellular component: catenin complex; synaptic cleft; adherens junction. The record is from RefSeq and is a predicted model, not a curated record.
AUGCCAGAAGGACUAGCAGAAAUGCUUAUGGAUACAUGGGCUCCAUUAGUAAUAUUAUGGAUUACUGCAUUUCCAUCUAUAUACAUGGCUCCAAUGAAUCAUUCUCAAGUACUACCCAGCAGAUCCAGCAGAGGACUAAGUGAACUCAAUGAAGAACAAAGAGUGUUGAACCGUUCGAAGAGAGGCUGGGUAUGGAAUCAAAUGUUUGUGUUAGAAGAAUUUUCUGGACCUGAACCAAUAUUAGUUGGACGGCUACAUACGGACAUGGAUCCAGGAAGCAGCAAGAUCAAGUACAUCUUGUCAGGUGAUGGUGCUGGGACUAUCUUCGUGAUCAAUGACAAGACAGGAGACAUCCACGCUAUGAAAAGACUUGACCGGGAAGAAAAAGCAGAGUACACGUUGACCGCUCAAGCAGUCGAUAGGGAUACAAACAAACCACUGGAGCCUCCUUCAGAAUUCAUUAUUAAGGUCCAAGAUAUCAAUGACAACCCACCAGAAUUUGUAGAUGGCCCAUAUCAUGCGACUGUUCCAGAAAUGUCUCUUGUAGGUACAUACGUUACUAAAGUGACAGCUACCGACGCAGAUGAUCCUGUUUAUGGAAACAGUGCCAAGCUAGUGUACAGUAUUUUGGAAGGACAACCUUAUUUUUCAGUUGAGCCACACACAGCUAUCAUCAAAACUGCUCUUUCAAACAUGGACCGGGAAGCCAAAGAGGAAUAUACCGUGGUCAUCCAAGCAAAGGAUAUGGGUGGACACAUGGGUGGACUCUCUGGAACCACCACAGUGACUAUUACGCUGACUGAUGUCAAUGACAAUCCUCCAAAGUUUGCACAAAGUUUGUAUCAUUUCUCAGUAUUGGAAGACAUUGCUGUCGGCGAAGCAAUAGGAAGGGUCAAAGCGAAUGACCUGGACAUUGGUGAGAAUGCGAAGUCGUCCUAUGACAUUAUUGAAGGAGAUGGAAUGGAUAUCUUUGAGAUCACCUCUGACUCUCAGGAAGGAAUUAUUAGAUUAAGAAAGCCCUUGGAUUUUGAGACCAAAAAUUCAUAUACCCUGAAGGUAGAAGCAACUAAUGCCUAUAUUGAUCCACGUUUCAUCAGCAUGGGACCCUUCAAGGAUACGGCAACAUUAAAAAUUGUAGUGGAAGAUGCUGAUGAACCCCCAAUUUUUUCAUCACCAACGUAUCUACUGGAAGUGCAUGAAAAUGCUGCUAUUAACUCCGUGAUUGGUCAGGUGACCGCCCACGAUCCAGAUGGAUCUUCAAGCUCUAUAAGGUACUUCUGCUUUAAAACAGUUAUAUUCCUGCUGCAGAAAGGGCUUAAUGUGUAUGAUACCUGGGAGACCAUCUCCAAUCUCCAGUUGUGUUUGACUUUUUUCCCUCCUGUAGAGAAUUUAGGAAUUAAAUUUAGUCAGAUCAUUUCUCCAUCUAGUAAAGUCAACUCAGUCCACAGUUCUCUAGAUUUUCAA